Oryzias latipes (Japanese medaka) is the source of this 4368-nucleotide messenger RNA. RefSeq names its product WD repeat and SOCS box containing 1 (gene wsb1). NCBI's taxonomy places the organism in Eukaryota, Metazoa, Chordata, Actinopteri, Beloniformes, Adrianichthyidae. Gene Ontology annotation, molecular function: protein binding. Gene Ontology annotation, biological process: protein polyubiquitination; intracellular signal transduction. The record is from RefSeq and is a predicted model, not a curated record.
UCACUUCCGGUUAAAAUAUCGUGUCGUGCUGGACAUCUCUAAAUCAAGCCACAUAAAGAUUGGUUAAUAUUUGACCUACAGUAUUUAUCAACACAGCAAAGAGAAAACAGAAAGGAUAAUAGAAGCUUCACUCCUUAAGUUUUUUUUUCUUCUUCUUUACUCCGUUGAGAUGACGUUGUUUUAUUUCCUUUUUCCCUAGCCGGAACUCCGAAAAGCUAGGCGGAAGGAUUCGACUAGCUUCUACACAGUUUCUUUUUAAAAAGCGCUGCCGACUUUCGGGCCGCUCGUCUUCUUUGUAUUUGUGAACUGUUGCCAUUUGGCCUUUUGUUUUAGUGUUGGCCCUAAUUUAGAUGGCAAGCUUCCCGGACACUGUGAACGAAAAGGAUUUAGGUCAAGCUAAGUUCAUUGGUGAACUCCUUGUACCUACUGCUCCCUUCGAUCAGAAGUCUGGGCGUGAGGCUUGGAGUGUUGCUUUUUCACCCAAUGGUUCUUACUUUGCUUGGUCUCAGGGGCAUCGAAUAGUCAGACUCAUUCCAUGGACAAAAUGCCUAAAGAGCUUCUCUAUGAACCAUGGUGACGAAGAAACUGUUGCUUUAAAUCCUUGGAAUUUGUCCCGACAUAACAGUGACAGAAGUCAAACCAUUACUGUGGAUGAUGAUCCCCGUGAACAUACCUUAGACUGUGGUGACAUCGUUUGGAGCCUUGCCUUCGGCUCCUCUGUGCCUGAAAAAGAAAGUCGCUGUGUCAACAUUGAGUGGCACCACUUCAAGUUUGGUCAGAAUCAUUUACUUCUAGCAACGGGCCUUAAUAAUGGUCGGAUCAAGAUUUGGGAUGUUUACACUGGGAAACUUUUGCUGAAUCUGAUGGAUCAUACUGAUGUUGUGCGAGACCUGACGUUUGCUCCUGAUGGCAGCCUGAUGUUGGUGUCAGCAUCAAGAGACAAAAGUCUUCGCGUUUGGGACCUUAAAGAUGAUGGCAACAUGGUAAAGGUUUUGCGUGGGCAUCAGAAUUGGGUGUAUUCCAGCGCCUUUUCCCCUGACUCAUCCAUCUUAUGCUCCGUGGGUGCAGGAAAAGCAGUGUUCCUGUGGAACAUGGAUAAGUACACGUUGAUUCAGAAGCUGGAGGGACACCACAAUGAUGUGGUGUCCUGUGAGUUUUCACCAGAUGGUGCAUUGUUGGCCACUGCCUCUUAUGACACUAGGGUCAUAGUAUGGGACCACCACAACGCCACCAUUCUUCUAGAAUUGGGCCACCUCUUCCCUCCUCCCUCACCCAUUUUUGCUGGAGGGGCAAAUGACCGUUGGGUUCGUUCUGUGAGUUUCAGCCCUGAUGGUCGCCACAUUGCUAGCAUUACUGAUGACCGACUGAUUCGUUUUUGGAGUAUUGAGGAAAAGGCUCCUCAGGCUAUUGCUUUUCUUUCUAAUGGACUCUGCUGCUCCUUUUCAACCGAUGGGAAAGUCCUAGCUGCUGGGACUCGUGAUGGGAGCGUGCACUUCUGGGAGUGUCCCCGAAGCAUUGCUAGUCUGCAGCAUGUGUGUAGGAUGGCUCUUCGUAGGAUCAUGACAACUCAGCAGGUGGAGGCUUUGGCAAUUCCAACACCACUCCAAGACUAUCUCACCUACCGAAUGGUUUAACUGUCUGCUACAACUGACUUAUGCACUUAAUUAUGUGGAAAAACAAACUGUUUUUGAUUUUCCAAAGUCCUUUAUUAUUAAAUAAUAGCAAAAGAAAAAAUUGGCCUCACUUCACAUUGAAAUAAAUUACACUCCAUUGCAGAGAGACAGGAAAAGGUAAGCUACAAACCUGGGCAAAAACCCCAACAAAACAAUUUACACCAAUGAAGCCAUUGAAAAAGAAAACUCAAUGGAAGGUCACCCCCAAGGCCAAACAAAACUCCCUCUAGAGCCCAUACACAGUUUAACUUUUGAAGGUCGCCAAUCAUCUGAAAGUAAGUCAACUCAACAUUCAGACGGCUUCUGAGAAGAGAACAAAACAUGAAAAGGAAGUCCAUGCAACCAACGGACGGUUAACGAUUCUUCCUUGUCAACCAAGUUAAGACGUUAAGAAUUUGCAAAAAGGAAAUUAAGAAUCGUACUAACAUGUUUCCUCUGCACUGUCUAUCUUGAACCAAAAAUAAACGAUGGGAAAGAAAACACCUCCCCAAGCCUGCGACACCAGCCUGCCAGAAUACCAAACAAACCCCUUCACCUGUCACACCGAGUAACUAAAUGUGCAAGAGGUUCCAAUGCCUCGCAAAAAUAAAAAUUCUCUGCUUGAGUUGGAACAGCGUGUGUUCUGUUAUCUGUAGUUACAGCACAGUGACCAAUUCUCCCCAGGAGAUCAGCUGUGCGCUCUCAACAGUUGUACAGAGACCAGUAGUGUCCUUUCAGAGUACAGUCUGCGCUAAAAUCCUCAAACCACUCAGAUGCUCUCAUGUCCUUCAGCGACUUAAGAUGUCUGACUUUCACACAUCUGCUGUACAGAGUCUUUUUAGCCAUCGUCCGAAGUUCUCCAUCAACCCCACAUGGACUUCGAACCACCCCAGGCAUGAAAGCCACUGGUCUGGAUGUGACAUCAACUAAAAAGGGAGGUGUGACAAAUCCAGUGCUUACCAAUCCAAAAGAAAUCGCUAUGGAAGUGCUGCACCUUUGCAAGUAGAUCCCAGGGAGGGAAUGGAAACCGUAUGGUGUACCAAAGCAUCAAGGCCACGAGAUUAUUGGUUAUCAGGGUACUACAGUCUGAUCUCCUUUCUCAUUUUGUCAUGUUUCUUAAGCCUCUUCCAAAUUUUAAUGACAAGAAAGUGGUCACCCAAAAACUUCAUCCAAAAACAAGAGGAUAAAUGUGUAAACAUCAUCACCUUGAAGGAUUCUCUUCUAUAGAGGAGGUAUUGGAUUCGGCAUCAUACUGAUCACGUCCACUCAUACCACCCUGACUACAACCAACAUCCAAAUCCCAACCUACACCUUCAGAUCUAUCAGCUGUCAUCAUAUUAACAUCCAUAGCAGCAACAGCAGAACCCUGUCCACAUGCAGUACUCUGCUCCACAUGAGUGCCUUCUGCAGGAGGGGGACAGACCAUUACACUAUCACGUGCAACAUCGCACAGACGCCAACAAGCCUAAACAGGAAGGAAGCCUAAAGCCAUGCAAUGCAAUGUCUCAUUUAUCUCUGUAUUCUCUGUCACAGUCACACAGCCUUUGCUUUAUCAAACAAAUACAAGACUUUAUCGUAUAUAGAUACAAGUGUGUGCUUCUAUUUUUUUUAUUCUUUAGUUUGAAAGCUACUGUGGGCAGAGGAUACCAUAAGUCAUCUUAUGUUAGCCUUUUCACUUUGAGGUCGUUCAAGUGUUUUUCUGUCUUAACCUCGUGCAGUUUUCACGUUUAUCGGCGUAAAUACAGCUAUAAUCACCAAGUAAGUAAAACAACCAAUGUAAAACGUAAAUAAAUGAAGUUUACUUCCUUGAUUUAAUCUUUUGGGGUUUUUCUCUUGACAGUCUCUUGUGAAAGAUUAUUGUGCCAAGCUGUCACACCUAGAACAUUUUUUGGGAACAACUGUUAGAUGCAUUAUUCAUGCAAGCAUUUUCCAUUUAUUUCCUUCACUGUCCUAAAGAUUGCAAGGUCAACCAAUAAAGUUACUAACACUAAUGUAAUUAAGCGUUAUAGCAAAUGCUCUCCAAGAAGUCUGACCGUAUUCUCUGUUAUGCUCUUUCUGUAAUUAAUUUUAGAAUUUUUUUUCAUGAAGCUGUCCUCACUAAAAACCUAUUUUUGGAGACAUCCAUUUUACAUGUACAUUUAAAAAAAAAACCACGGCCUUCAACACAAAAGUGUGAAUCAUUUUUCAUAGUGAGACAAACCCUACACGUUAUAGAUACUUUUAUGCAUUUUAAAAAAAAAGAUAGACAAAUACAUGACUUGUGGAUAACCCCCAUAGUUGCAUUGCAUACGUCAUUUCAGAUCUGUAAUCAUCAACAUUUUCCCUGUUAACUUAGGUUAUAAACACUUCACUCAACUCUUUGAUGCCAAUAAAUCAUUUUAAAAUCCAACAUAUCAAGACAAGAGUAGAAGGAUCUAAACAAUAGUCUGCUUUCAUUGGAUAUUUGCUAGAACCCAAAAACACAUUUUAAAUGGUUUAUGCAGAUGCAUGGACACCACUUUUACUGGGAUAUGUGGAGGAAAUUUGGCUACAGACUAAUGCUUACUGUACUUAACAUGGUGUACAUUAAGGAUUGUUCACAUUUUGAUUGAAAAGAAAACCAUCAGCAAGAUGGAGCAAUCAGUGAACCUGUAAAAUAUCCAGUGUAUGAAUGUAAUAAAGCUUCUACAAUCUUUUUUGGUUUUAAUAUUUUAAUAAAGGCCUUUUACAUGGAAAA